Molecule: messenger RNA, 530 nt
Organism: Drosophila rhopaloa
Lineage: Eukaryota; Metazoa; Arthropoda; Insecta; Diptera; Drosophilidae
Exons: 2
Coding region: 66-530 (154 amino acids)
Source: RefSeq, a predicted model, not a curated record
GCGAAACAAAAGUGAAAAUCGCAAUCUGCAAAACAUCAAACCACGGAAUACACAGCAAAUCAAAAAUGUUCCUUUAUACGAGGCGGCUCAGUACCUUCGUGUUGGUGGUAGCGCUCAUAUUAUUGGCGCUAACCACCGAGGAUGUGCAUGCCAAGAGGAAUUCCAAAAGCAGCGGCAGCUCCAGGUCCACUUCCAGCAGAAAGACCACUCCGCGCACCACCAAAGCUCCCCCGCGCUCCUAUUUGGCUCCUUCGCACCGCUCAGCUCCUUCGAACCAUGCUGGUCCUGCGCACCACUCAGUUCCUGCCCACCGCUCGAAGUCGGACAACGAGAGGCUGAGCUACGGAGGUGGAAAGGAGAGCAAGGUGUUCAAUCCGCAGACGGUGCCCUCGGUAACCACCUCGCCAUUUGGCCGGAAUGCCCCGGCCCAGCCCCAAGGACCUCCGCCAGUCUCCUCCCCUAAGGAAAAAAAAACCUCCACCAUUCUACACCCCGCCCACCCACAAGAACGGCAGGCCAAAUAUUCAUAG